AUGAUGAACGCCGCAUCAUUAUACACAACACAAGUCAACAAAUGCAAGGCUUCAAAGCGUUCAUUGUCUGCGGACCCCUUUGCACAUGCAAGCAACGCUAUGCAUGAACAAUCGGAUUUGACCUGGAGCUUUAUUGAUAGCAUUUUAAUGAGUACAAUCCGCAAGAUACUUUCACUCUUUGUUCAAAGCAAGCAUGAUGACGAUGGUGUCAAAGGCGGCGGGAUAUCGAAGGAGGCACGUCUCCAAAAUACACGCACCCACCAUACCGCACCUCCAUUCCAUCAAGCACAGAGCCGAUUACUAUCAAGAAGCCGAGCAUCAAGAGCUGACCCGGAUGGUUUGCGAAAGCUUGCAGUAGGCCUUGAAAUGUUGCGUCAUAAAAAACUUCCCAGGGAAACAUCACAAACAAGCAUGAGAGAAAGUUUCUUGCCGAGACGGCAAGAUGUCUUUGUUCCUAACAUGAAAAGUCCCUUGGCAAAAUGA
Molecule: messenger RNA, 483 nt
Organism: Lichtheimia ornata
Lineage: Eukaryota; Fungi; Mucoromycota; Mucoromycetes; Mucorales; Lichtheimiaceae
Exons: 1
Coding region: 1-483 (160 amino acids)
Source: RefSeq, a predicted model, not a curated record